UUCAUUGCUUCGUAGAUUCUUUGCGGUCUCGCGUGUGACUUCGCCUUGUGCUCAGUGCUUAUUUUUAUAUGGAAGAAAAUAAUAAAUAAAAGAAAUAGUUAGACCAGUGAGUGGGAUAAUAUUUUGUUUUCAAAAUAUUAAUAAAAUAACCGCUUCGAUUACAUUCGAAUUCAACAUCGACAGAAAUAACCCAACUUGGACGUUAAACGAAAAAUAUUAAAGUUGAAAAUUUAAAUUUUCUCUAACAACAAACGAGGAUAUCCGAGAGAAAGAAAAAAUCAGUUAAAGUGCAGUUUCGAAUAAUUUCCAAGUGAAACAAAACCUAAAGUAGUAUUUUGUGAGUGCGGAAGAGUGAUUGGGAAAUUUUUAGGUAUUUUCCUUUUGAAAAUUUAAAAAGCCUGAUAAAGUUGAGAUAAACGAAACCCUUGUGAGAGGAGACACAAAGUAGUUGCACACACUUUUUUCUAAACAAAUUUUGGAUAUAGUUUUUUUUUAACUCUAAAAUUUUACAUCGAAUUUUUUUCGAAAUUAAAAGAAACAAAAUAAAAGGAAGUUUAUAACGUCUUUUGACCAAUAAGAAUUUCUUCAGAAACAAAAUAUAUCUACAAAUAACAGAUAAAGAUUUAGGCGAUGGGUGAAUUAGAAGAAAAAGAAACACCUCCAACAGAACCACAAUCACAUGAUCAUCAUCCCGAAGCUGAAGAACCUAAAGAAACUGACAAAAUGCUCGAACAAAAAAAUACAAAAAUUGCAAUAGAAGAUGCGUUGACAAAACGAAGAAGUCCCACACCAGAAAAAGAAAAGAAGACUCCCAAUGGCGAGGAAAUAAUCAAUAUACCCGAGGGAGCAGCAGGAGCGGGUGGCGGCGGCGGCGGAGAUGAUAAAACAAAUAAUUCUUCAAAUGACAUCGAAAAUAAUAAACUCAAUCCAGUCACAAAGGAGGGCCGAGAAGUAAAACCAAAGAAAAUCCCUAUCGGUGGCAUCAAAAUGCCAGGAUUUUUUACGAAAGCAAAGCCACGUGGUGAUGGGGAUGGUGCUGAAGGCGAGCUAUUAGAAAAGGAGCCCAAGGAGACAUCGCCAACGAUUGAAGAGAAACCCAUCAAGAGCGAUGAGAAACAAAGACCCGGUUUGGGUGACAGAAUUAGAAGUUUCUUUGUGCGAAAACCUAAACCAUCCGCUGAUGACACAGCCAAAAGUGAUUUAACUGCUGAAGCAGCUGAUGAAAAUAAUGGACCACCGCAAAAGCGCGGACUUUUGAAUGCAAUCAAACUCCCAAUUGCCAAUAUGAUUCCAAAGAAAAAGACUGACGACGACGUCGAACUCGGCAAUGGUCCAGGCACCAAAGCUGGACUAGCUUCAAUGGAAACCUUAGAUGAUUCGUUGAAAGACCAAGAUACCGUCGAUAAAGCACCAACAAAGAAAGACGAUGAUGUUAGUAAAAUGAAGGGAAGCCAAGAGAUUAAAACUGAGAAAUCCGAAGAGGAAGAAGAAGUAAUCUCAUGCUUCGAUCGUAUUCGGUCAUAUCGUUGCUCUGUAGAUGAUGCUCUUAUAACACUGGGAAUCCUGCUCAUAGUGGUUAUGCUCGCCGUCAUAGGCUAUGUAUUAUCCAGUGACUCACAAUCAUCUCCACCUCUGAGAGAGGGCCGUUAUAUCGACGCUGUCACAGGAUGUGGCAUGGUUGAGGGCUUGAAAGAAGACGGAGCAUUCGCUUUCCGAGGUAUUCCCUACGCACUGCCACCGAUAGGCGAGAACCGAUUUAAACCGGCCCAGCUUAUCGAGGGUAUCGACGAUUGCUGGAAUGGAACAUUAAAAGCCCACAAUGCCACAGAAGUUUGCUCCCAAAUGCUCAGCAAUUCAACAAUCGUUGGUGUAGAAGACUGUUUGACAUUGGAUGUUAUCACGCCUCACAUUCGCUAUGACAAUCCUCUGCCAGUUGUUGUGCUCAUUGGUGCUGAUUCAUUCACUGGUGGUUCACCAGGAAUUCUUAGACCAUCUGCAAGGUAUGCCCGCUCACAUGAUGUCAUCUUUGUUCGACCAAACUUCCGAAUGGGUGUAUUUGGUUUCCUAGCUCUGGAUGUGCUCACUAAAGAUGCAUACCCAAGGACGUCGGGAAAUUAUGCCCUUACUGAUAUUGUUGCUGCUCUAAAUUGGAUUAAACUGAACAUUGCUCACUUUGGAGGCGAUCCAAAGUCUGUGACACUGUUCGGACAUCGAGCUGGAGCAACGAUGGUAUCAGCGUUAGUUACGUCUCGUAAAGUAAAGAAUUUGUACACUCGCGCCUGGGUAACAUCUGGUUCGGCGGUAAUGCCGGGUCGUGGUCUUAUGGAAUCCGAACGACGCAAUCAGGAUUUCUUAAAUCAAAUUCAAUGCACUGAGAUCAAAUGUCUUCAAAAUGCUACCGUAAAUGAAAUAUGGCAAGCUACUCCAGAUACCUGGUUGCACUUCCCCGCUGAUCUGCCUGGCAAGGAUGAAAACACCACCGCCCGUCAUGAGUGGCUUGUUCUUGACGGAAACAUUCUCCAGCAACAUCCAGCUGACAUUUGGAAGGAACAAAUUUCCGGAAAACCAAAACUUGUCAUGGGAACAACAGCACAUGAGAGUCACACCGAAAAGCUCCGCAUGCGUCACUCGAACUGGACAGAGGAAGAAGUUCGCAAUUUCAUCGAAAACACCAAAAUCGGGGCCCUUAAUCUUACUGACGAAGCUAUUAAACGAUACAAUGCCACCUAUCAAGGUCUUGUUGCAAUGAUCUCGGACAUCAGAACAAUUUGUCCUCUAUUGACGAAUGCCCGACUCCAGCCCACCGUACCAUUCUAUGUUGCCACACAAGGAGAGGGUCCUGAUGGCCUGGCAAAGGUUGAUGUCGAUGUUCAAGCGAUCUUAGGACGCUAUGAGCCACAUACAGUUGAACAGCGAAGGUAUGUCUCAUCCAUGCAACAGCUUUUCUAUUAUUAUGUCUCACAUGGUGAGAUCCCGCAAUAUAAUCAAGGAAAGCGAGUGUUGAAUAUGGGACAGGACCCCCUCUCACAGGAGGACUACCCUAAUUGCAAUUUCUGGAUCAGCCACGACAUAGUGCCGCGGUAUGCGCGAAUCGAUUAGACAUUUUCUCAAUAAUGUUCUCUUCCUCAACUCUCUUCUAUCCCGCUCUCAUUAGGCUCUCUUUAAAAAAAUAAUUUUUAAAGUUAUUAAAUAUUAAAAAAAAAUAUAUAAAAUCCAAAAAAAAUCGUACGGACACAAAAAAAGAAAACAAAAUAUUUUAUACUAAAUAUUAGCAUUUUGAAACUGUAUUUAAACUUUUUAUGUAUUUAUAUUUAAUUAAGGUUUUUUACUUUUAUAGUUUCUUAGAUCUUAGUUUUUUUUAUAUACGUGGUAUAAAAAAAUUGUCGUUCUAUUUAAAAUUUUUAAAAAUAAUAAAUGGUUGACUAAAGUGUAUAAAAAAAUUAAAAUAAUAAUAAAAAAAAAAAACAAAACAGUGAAAUGUUUAAACAAAAUAUUAUUAGUUAAAAAUUAAAUAAAAACAAAUUAAUCUUUUUUUUUAAUUAAAAAGAAAAUGAUAUAUGUGUAUAACGGAGGCAAAAACUUUUAUAACUUUAAUGAAAUUUGAGACUGGCUUCGUUAAAAAAAAAUUAAUAUAAAUAUUUAAUAUUUUAAUAAGAUUUGUUUUUUUUUGUUAAUAAAAAAACAUCAAAAACAACGUGAAAAUAAAACGCAUUUUUUCAUUUAAAAUCUAAUGUCAAAUGUCUUUAAAUUUUUGUGUAUUCCAUAAAACAAAAGAAUACAUUCUUGUUAAACAAUAUCAAACAACAUUUAAUUUUAAUAAUAACCAUAUUGCAUUUUUCAAAAUAAAUACAAAAAGAGACAGGCAUGAAAAUGAACAAUUUACGAUAUACAUGACAACAAUAAAAGUAAUUUUUAUGUAUGUAUAAUAUUAUCUUUAAUAAAUUAAAAUAAUAUGAAAUGAAAAA
Eupeodes corollae is the source of this 3965-nucleotide messenger RNA. RefSeq names its product neurotactin (gene Nrt). Lineage: Eukaryota; Metazoa; Arthropoda; Insecta; Diptera; Syrphidae. The transcript is spliced from 4 exons. The record is from RefSeq and is a predicted model, not a curated record. Bases 631 to 3099 code for a protein of 822 amino acids.